UGUUGUUCUCCCUGUCCCGGUGUGCGAGGAGAUCGGUCUCCUCUCGGCGGGAGGAGUUGCAGUGUAGUUCGAUCAGAGCCGAUCCCCCACACGGGAUCAAUAAUUUGGACUCAACGCAGGUGAAAACGGGUACACAUUCGCUCCACGAGGUCCUCUAGCUGUCGAGGACAAGUUCCGCGAGCGCGCAUCUGAGGCACCAUGUCGUCUCUCUGCGCUCUCAUGCGCAAUCUGACUCUCUCGCGGGGGAUAAUCAAUCCUGGAUCGUGUUCUCUAUCCCCAAAAUCGCUCCUGGCGAUAAGGUCGGAUAUUCUCGCUGGCCAACAGAACCGCUCCAUGAAUAUGAGGGCUGCCCGGAGAAUCCGUGGCUAUCCAAGACCGCUGGUCUCGAAUAUCGUCCGACCCGAACCCAUGAAGUACGGUUAUCGACUCAUCAAGCCAGACGAAUAUACCACUGAUGCUUUAAGGAUCAAGAAACUCGCCGGGAGAGAUCCCGUCACGAAACGAGUUGUCGUCCGAACGAUUGGAGGAGGCGUUCAGAAGUACGCUUACUGGGUGGAUUUCAUGCGCGAUGGUCCUGAAGACGGUGUCUUCGAAGAAAAGGUUUAUAAAAUCGAGUAUGACGGAAUAAUGACGUGCAAAGUGGCCUUAGUGGCCAACGGCGAGAAGAAGCGUUGGAUCGUAGCGACCGAGGGAGUGGAGGUAGGAAGUAUCAUCUCGACGACCAGGCAUAUCCCUAAAAUCCCCGUACGCCCUCGUGAAGGAGACGCACAUCCGCUCGGAGCUCUGCCCGUAGCGACGCAGGUACACUGUGUAGAGAAAAUCCCAGGGAUGGGAGGUCAAUUGUGCCGCGCAGCUGGCGCGAGCGCUCAAAUCCUCCGGAAAGUUGAAGGCCGUGUAAUAAUACAGCUGCCGUCGAAACUGCACAUGUCUCUGUCGGAGAAAUGUUUGGGCGUAGUCGGUCAAGUUUCGAACGCCGAUCGGAACGAAACUUUCUACCCUAUCGGGAGCCCGAAUCGUCUCCGGAGGAUCGGAAAAAGACCGCGCACAGGGUUUUGGCAUCGAAAAGAUGGAUACUGUGGACGCAAGAUCAAACCGCCUCCCCCUCUCAAAGUUAUACCUUUGGCCAAGUCGCGAAAAGAUAGUGAAUUUAUUCUUUGAGGGCUCCUUGGGAGCCAUAUUGUAGAAUAAACGUUCCCAGAAAUCU
Messenger RNA from Galendromus occidentalis (western predatory mite), 1204 nucleotides. RefSeq names its product mitochondrial ribosomal protein L2 (gene mRpL2). Gene Ontology annotation, molecular function: RNA binding; structural constituent of ribosome. Bases 199 to 1158 code for a protein of 319 amino acids. Gene Ontology annotation, cellular component: ribosome; mitochondrial large ribosomal subunit. Gene Ontology annotation, biological process: mitochondrial translation. The transcript has 8 exons. The record is from RefSeq and is a predicted model, not a curated record. NCBI's taxonomy places the organism in Eukaryota, Metazoa, Arthropoda, Arachnida, Mesostigmata, Phytoseiidae.